Molecule: messenger RNA, 1965 nt
Organism: Ceratosolen solmsi marchali
Lineage: Eukaryota; Metazoa; Arthropoda; Insecta; Hymenoptera; Agaonidae
Gene: Osi17
Product: DUF1676 domain-containing protein Osi17
Exons: 5
Coding region: 12-1949 (645 amino acids)
Cellular component (GO): membrane
Source: RefSeq, a predicted model, not a curated record
GUAUUUAAAAAAUGUACAAAAUUGUAGAAAUCUUUGUUGUGAUCAUCUUAAUUGCAGUAUCGAAUGGGAGCAUUUGGAAUUUUGAAAAUUUUCAAAAUUAUUCUAAAAUUUUUGGACUUUCACCGAAUGAAAGUAAUAAUGAAUUAUGGCAUGGAAUUUUAAAGGAUUGCAGUAAGAAGAUAACUUUUUCUUGUAUACAAAAGAAUGCCUACAACUACCUCCAACAGACUUUUGACGAUCGCGAUAAAAUAACCGUGUUUGAUGGAUUCAGUUUAACCAGAAAUAAUUUAGACUAUGAUUCUUGCAUUAAAGAUAAUUCAAAGUGCAAUGUAGGAAAAAAUACCGAUGAACUUCACGAGAAACCCAUUUCUGAUAACGAUGUUAACGAUAAUAAUAUUGAAGAAGAUCGAGCUAUGGAGCAUGAAGAAGCAAUAGAAAACGAGCAUCUUUCACCUUUAGAGGAAAUAACGAAUGCCAUGAGAAGUAAAACCGUUAGAUUUUUGGCUACCAGAGACUACCAGAUACAGCUACCAUCUUUCCUUGGCGAAGGCGUUAGCCUUCAAAUUAGUCCUCGUGAGAUCGACAGCAGUGGGGCUUUAAUUCGAGUAGAUUUCAAUAGUCAAGAAAUUAGUAAACAACAACAGGGACGACUCUUUUUAAAAAAAAUCAAAAAGCAGAUACAGAACAAACUUUUAGUAGUAUUUCUUGUGCUUAUCCUGCUUAUCAAAAUAAUAAAAUUAAAGUUUAUGUUUGUUAUUCCAUUCUUAUUUGGUAUUGGCACAGCAAAGAAAUUGUUUCUUAAAUUAUUGCUUUUCUUCGUCCCGGCAUUCGCACAUGUGUUCAAACUUUGUUCAAGCUAUUACAGCUCUCACGCUACGAAAUAUCAUCAUCAUCAUCACAAGAUUGCUCAUCAUCAUCAUCACAUUCCGGUACCGGUUCCAGUAUCUUAUACAAAACCCGUCUAUUAUGAUCAUCCACCACCUCAUUCGCAUAUACUAGAAGAUGAUUUUCCCGGAUAUGACUAUGCACAUCCGCAUAUCCAAUACCGCAAAGACAUCGAAGAAUUAAAAGAAUGGGGUAUAGAACCUUAUGAUGAAUCUUAUGAUCAAAUAGCGCCUCAGUCGGGUGUUAUUUAUCCUGGACCAACACCACCAACGAAUCCAAAUUUAUUACCGAAAUUCGGAAAUACCUUUGGCAUACCACCGUCAUCAUUUCCAAUUAAUUCUAAGCCAAUGAGUUCCUCAGGAGUGUCGGAUAAGUUACCACCAUUACAUCUACAUUCACAGAAUCUUGCUUACUCGGGAUAUGGGCCAUCAUUACCAGCACCAAUACCUUCUCCUGGCAGACAACCUGUAUCAGUGAAUUCACUUCCUGUAGGAGUUGUCGUAUCAUCCGCAUUUAGUUCUACGAAGCAUCCGAGUGUUCAACCUGGAAAACAGCAAGGUUUCAGUAAUAGUAAUGAUUUCUUCAUCCAACAGCAACAGCAGCCUCGGCCAGUAUUUAAUCAGCAGAGACACGAUCAGAAGCCAUCUAUGUCUCAAGUUCGAGUAAGCAAAUACUGCAAAUAUGUUAGGUUAUGCUUAAAUGUUAACAUAUUUCUAUUAAAAAUUCUAGCAGUAGCCUUGCCGUCGCAUAAACCCUAUGAUGACGACUUUUAUGGACCAAUUAUUGAGAGACUGGAUGAAAUAUUCAGCCAAUUGAAGUUCCUGGAAGAAAGUUGCCGCGAGAGACUCGUUUGUAAUAUGUAUAAGAAUCCAACGCUAUAUUCGCCCCAUAGCAAUCUUGUGUCCAAUGAAUUGUCAAGAGAUCCGCAAGAAUUACAACAAGUAAAUUCCAUUUCCGGUUCCAGCCAACGGUUUCUCAGAUACCUUAAUGCCGCACGAUUAGGUCAAGACGGUGGCGACUGUUUGCGAGCGUUUAACUGCAGUAGCAGUAACAAAAUUAAUUAAAAAUGCAUCCCAUUAU